AAACUCUCCCCGCAUAUGGAAGAACGCAUCACUCGGGAACCGGAAGUGCUUCCGAGGGCCUCUUUGGACUGGAACCCCUGCGUCCUUGCUACCCUCGCCAGCAUGGCCACCGCGCUGCUCCUUCGCCGUCUGUCUUUGGCUAUGGCCGGUCAGCCGCCCCGACGCUUUCUGGGCUCGGCGGCGGCCACGGCGCAUUUCCAGCACCUGCUGGUGGAGAAGAAGGGAGCCGGGCAGAGAGUGGCGGUGAUCCAGCUGAACCGCCCGAAGGCCCUGAACGCGCUUUGCGACGAUCUGAUGAAAGAGCUGAGCGAAGCGCUGGACGCGCUGGAGCGGGACCCGGGCGUGGGCGCCAUCGUGCUGACGGGCAGCGAGAAAGCCUUCGCCGCUGGCGCCGACAUCAAAGAGAUGCAGCACCGGACUUUCCAGGAGUGCUACGGCGGCAACUUCCUCGCCCAUUGGAACCGCCUGGCCAGCGUCCGAAAGCCGGUCAUCGCCGCCGUCAAUGGCUACGCGCUGGGCGGCGGCUGCGAACUGGCCAUGAUGUGCGACAUCAUCUACGCGGGCGAGAAGGCGCAGUUCGGGCAGCCGGAGAUCCUGCUGGGUACCAUCCCAGGUGCCGGCGGGACGCAGAGGCUGACCCGAGCGGUGGGCAAGUCUCUGGCUAUGGAGAUGGUCCUGACCGGGGAACGGAUCUCGGCCCAAGAAGCCAAGCUGGCCGGCCUCGUCAGUAAAGUCUGCCCGGUGGAAAAGCUGCUGGACGAAGCCAUCGGCUGCGGGGAGAAGAUCGCCCGCCACUCCAAGCUGGUGGCCGCCAUGGCCAAAGAAGCGGUCAAUGCCGCCUUUGAGCUCACCUUAGCAGAGGGCAACCGGCUGGAAAAGAGGCUCUUCCACGCCACUUUUGCCACGGAGGACCGGAAAGAGGGGAUGAAUGCCUUUGUGGAGAAGAGAGAUGCCAAGUUUAAAGACCAUUAAUUCCUCCCACCUGUAGCCUUUUGGGAGGGGGGUGUAGUGACGGUGGUGGGCUAGGAAUGCAAUUACAUUUAUAGAAGACAAUAUUGCCAAAAGAGGCCUUUGAUUUGCAAUCCCUGGACCCUAAAAUGACAGCUAUCUCCUUGCCAGAAAGUAGUCCCAGCUCUGAUUAUUGGCACCAUGGUGUGCAAAAAUCAAUUUCUUUGGAAAGGUGGUAAUUAAAAAUAAAAUGAUCCCAAUUUCCCUUAAAAGUGAUCUUUGCAGAAUGCCUGGGAUUGCAUAAAAAUGGAAGCUUUUGUGUCCACAGAAAAUGGGCAAAAAUUCGAGGUGAAAGGAAUAGUUAUUACGGCACUAGAAUUAUGGAUUGAUGUAUCUAUAAUUCUAUACUGGUGUGCCUGCUGGAUUCUUUUAACUUGGUGAUAAAUCUGAGCUUUAGCUACUGCUGUCCCAUAGAAGCUAUAGAGUAAGAUACAUCUGGUGUGAUUGCAUGUGGUUAAAAAGUCGCUAAGGUCAGUUCUAAUCAAGAAUAUGCUGGUGCAUCAGUGGAAGCGCUUCAUAAACUUGUGUUAAUAACAAACCAGUAAAUGAAAAACUGCUGUGUCAUUGCAAUGGAAACUUGGUUAAAGCAUUCCGUCCUGGAUAGGCUGUUCGCUUAGGUGGAUUUUCAACAUUUUGGCUUAUUUUCUUUUGAGAGAGGGCAUCAGAAUUUUAUUUUUUAAUGUGUGACAGUGUGUUCACAGAAAAAAAAAAUCAGUAAAGGUUAUCGUAUAAGCUAAUGAAAAAUGCAAAAAAAAGUAUUCUCACAUCUGAUUUCUCAAUUGCAAUAAACACUUAAUAAAAUGAUGUUAUUUAAAAAUAGAUUGUAUCCCUUGCCCGCUCUGCCCUUCAUCUAUUUUUUUUUAACACAUAGUUUUAUUCGGAUAUAUUCAGGAGUAACUCUGAGCUAAAAGGAGAGUUGCUUACUCCAAUAGUGAACAUCAUAUUUCUCUUUACUGCUGCUCUUAAAAGCUUUUUGCCCAAGACAGCUAAUAGAACCGUCUCUGAAUUUCAGGACUAGAACAUCAGCCAUUGCUUUUAUGCCCUAUAAUUUUAGGAAUAAUCUGCUAAAUUGUAACACUGAGUAAUGUAUUUUAGUUCACAAAGCCAUCUGUAGGCAAUUUCUGUCUCAGAAGGCAAUCUGGUUCUGGAUUGGGUGGCCCUGCUCAGCUAUAGUUAGUUAUGGCUUGGUGACUUCUCAGUAGAACUCACUGCAAUGCACUUUAUAUCAGGUUGUUCCUGAAGAACACUGAAAUCUACAUCUGGUACAAAGAGACCAACCUCAAUAGUUAGGAGUACAACCUGAUUUGUCUAAAUGACACCUCUACUGCAAGAGUUGCACUGCAAGAGUUGUUAGUAAGCUUUUUGGGUACAAUUCAAGGUGCCAGUUGUCACCUUUAAAACCUAAUAUAUCUCAACCUGAGUCUGACAACAUCUGGAUAUCUGACAGCUACUUCAAGUGGGAUUGCCCCACUCAAGAAGAACUGGAAGGGAAGGCUUGUUCUGGGUGUGAUUCCUUUCUCAGGGUAUUGCUACACUUUCUGAACAGCGUACCCCUGGAAAUUAGAGCAGAUGCAACCCUGCAAAUAUUUGGAAGGCCAUGAAGACCUGGCUUUUUGUCAGAUUUCCAGAGGCGAUGGUAUAAAUUCUGUUGUAGAAGGGAUACUGGUUGACUGUUUCUUGGUGUUUUUUAAUGCUGUAUUAUAGUCUUUCAUCCCAUUGUUGUAUGUAUAGGUAGUCCUCAACUUACAAUCACAAUUAAGCCCAAAAUUUCUGUUGCUAAGUGAGACAUUUGUUAAAUGACUUUUGCCCCAUUUUAUGACCUUUCUUGCCACAGUUGUUAAAUGAAUCACUGUAAGUCAGUUAAGUUAGUAACACGGUUGCUAAAUGAAUGUGGUUUCCCCAUUGACUUUGCUUGCCAGAAGGUCACAAAAGGUGAUAACAUGACCCUGGGAUGCUGUAACCGUCAUAAAUAUGAGACAGUUGCCAAGCAUUCAAAUUUUGAUCACAUGAUCAUAAGGAUUCUGCAACGGUCGUAAGUGUGAGAAACAGUCAUAAGUCUUUUUUUUCAGUGCUAUUGUAACUUUGAACAGUCACUAAAUGACCUAUUGUAAGUCAAGGACUGCCUGUACUUGUGAAACUAUUCAGCUAUUGUUUAUGAGCUGAAAUGGAAGUUAGGAAAACUGGUCAAUGUCCAGAAAUCAGGGUUCUUAGUAAAAUAUAGUAUAUUUAUCUCAAUAUGGUGAACUUAAACCGAAAGCCCUGAUCAACUUGGUACCAAGUAAAAUAGACCAUUUACUUUCACAUGAAUCUAUCCAGACCAUAUAGUUAGACUCUCCACUGAUAAUACAUUCCCAUUCUUCAUAUGCAUAGGUUGAAGUCAGACUGUUGUCUAAACUUAAAUAGGCCAUUUUGCUUCCAUACUGUAGAACUCGUAUCAAACUCAAUCGGGUCAUAUGACGUAUCGCAAUAUUUUUUGCCUUUGUGGAGCCAGGGUAAGCAUGGCCUGUGCGUGAUGCAUCUGGCCUUCAGGCCGCCAGUUUGACACCCCCGCUGUAGAACAUUACAACCUGUAAUCUUUCUGACACCAGUGUUAGUUUUUGAUAUGAGGAAAACAAUUUUCUUAAUAUAUGUCAACAAAAAUACUGUUUUUGGUAAUGUUGGUCCCAGAUAAUGGCAUGGAAGAAUCCUGAAUCUUGAAUGAUAAACAUCUAAGCAUGAAUUUUAAAAAGCCUAUAAUUUUUUUUUCUUCAGUCUAUUCCCUUCUAGUGCUUGUUUGUGUCAUAGAAUAUGUAAGAAAACCUGGGAAAGUUACAAAUGCAAGAUAUCAGUAGUAGUAGUAAGGCUCUUUGUGUAAUACAAAGCCAACUGCCAAAAAGAAACUUGUGACCUACCAAUAUAUGACACUGGGGCAAUUUGAAUGAUAUGUGCAUUUUUUCUCAUAGUUGCCUGUUCCUAACCUUGAUGAAGCCAAAAUGACUAAAUGUGUGACAUCACAAUGCAAGCUUCUCUCUUCCAUAUUUGCAUCACAACAUCACACACUAGGACAAAAUUUAUGUAGAGACUCACAUUUUGUUGCUAACCUUCCUGCUGCACACAGUUAUGUUAGUUGUGUCAAUGUAAAACAUCAGUUUAUCACUUAGGAUUAAUUUUUAUUCAGAGAAAUAAGAGAUAUGUUUGAAUUUGCAAGUCAAUAGCUUUUUUAAUUGCCAAUUAGAUAGACAGUGGACCAAAAGUUGUUUCCAAAGCCUUUUUCAUUCUUUAAAGAUGAUCCAUUCAACUUCGCACUUGGUCUUCUAUUCCUAAAUACAAGGAAGGAAAAAGAAAAGAUUAAAAAUUCUCAUUACCAAGAAACAUUUUUUUUUUAAAUGCAUUUGCACUUAUGCUUUUUUCCUUGAUACUUGUAAGUAAUAACAUCUCAAUAGUAAUUGAGAUUUAGUAGUUUUGGGUAAAUAUGCUCUGUGUCCCAUUAAUUUUUAUCCCCACCACUCCUCAUUUUUCAUAUCAAUAUGACUUCUUGAACAUUUUUACCAUAUUUAUGCAUGUCUUUAUGCUUCACCACUGUCUGAGCUACUCUGUAGGUUUUUUUGGCAAGAUUUAAGAGAGGGAGUGCCAUUAUCUUCUUCCUAAAGCUGAGAAAGAGUGUGACUGGCUCAAAGUCACCUACCUGGCUUUAUAUCUAAGGCUUCUAGUUCUCCUGUCUUCUGGUUUUUAGCUUAGUGCCUUAACACAAAACUAGCUGUUUCUCAGAUCAAUAUUGCUAAAAAUUUAGAAACCUAUGGCACAUUUUUAAAUCUGUGAUCGAAGUUGGUAUUCUACCAACCAAUGCUUAUUUUCUAUCUUAAGCACAUUUACUGGAGAUUCGUGCAAUAUGACAAACUGGAUAUACCUUUUUGGAGCAUUCUCCUUCAUGACGUAUGCCAAUUUUACGCCCAGUUGCCCUGUAACAGCAGAGAAAUAAUUUGUGUGAAUGACUAAAGCCUAGAACUGUACCAGCCAACCUUACAGGUGUUAUAUUGCUGAAAUGAUAUAUAGAAAGUGCUUGAAGAUUAAAAAAUAUUUCUAUUUCACCUUUUGGCUAUAUGGUCCACAAAGCAUAGCAUAAAACAAUGGCAUCUUAAUUAAAAACUUACAAUAAGAUACAAAGGAAGGAAGGAAGGAUAGUUCUAGUUAAAAACAACUAUGUUAUUAUCUAAUGGUAAAAUACUGAUUGGGUUGAUUGCUUAAAAGAUUUCAGAAGGCAAUUUCAUAAAGAAAAUGCUUUAUAUGUUUUAUACAUAUAAAAAUAUAGUGAACUGAUAUAAAUUAUAUAUAUAAAACAGUGAACUGAUGAUCAGAUUUCUUACAGAGUUCACCUAUUGCCUUAAGCCAUACUGUAUGUUUUUUUAAAAUGUGAUUUUGAAAUCAGCUAUUAUAACUUAUAAACUUAAAUGUAUUAUUUUUAUGCAAGAAUCUGGCCAUUUCAGUAAACCAUGCCUCAAUCAAUA
Messenger RNA from Pantherophis guttatus, 5492 nucleotides. RefSeq names its product enoyl-CoA hydratase, short chain 1 (gene ECHS1). Lineage: Eukaryota; Metazoa; Chordata; Lepidosauria; Squamata; Colubridae. Gene Ontology annotation, biological process: fatty acid beta-oxidation. Gene Ontology annotation, molecular function: catalytic activity. The record is from RefSeq and is a predicted model, not a curated record. Gene Ontology annotation, cellular component: mitochondrion.